ACAGAUGAUCUGAAUGCCUCAAGUAUUCAGAUCAUUUCAAAUCACUUAAACAUGGAUCACUGUAUGAAACAGGUGAAAUAUAUGAACGUACAUGUACAAACAAACACAACAAGAAGACCUGGUUUUACAGCUCUGCACACUGCUCUCAGUAACGGUCUGUUAAAGCUCCACCCUUUUCCUGAUACUCUGAGACGAAGCAGGAAAUACCAUUUCAUACUGGUCGUCACUCGUGAGAGACACGUUGAUGCUGAGAAACAUUUAAAGAGAUUCACCUUUAAACCAAAACAACAGCUUCUACAGAGAGAGGAGGGAAAACAGGACGACAGCAACUUCAACCUGCAGCGACUCCACACACCAACUCUUCACUCAGAGAGGACAUGUCUUCCCGGUCAGAGGAGGAGCUCACCUGUCCUGUCUGCCAUGACAUCUUUAAAGAGCCUGUUGUCCUGUCCUGCAGCCACAGCUUCUGUAGAGACUGUCUGCAGAGCUGGUGGAGAGAGAAGGUAAUACAAGAGUGUCCAGUGUGUAAGAGAUCGUCAAACACUGAACCACCUGUUUGUUUGUCCCUGAAGAACCUGUGUGAGGACUUCUUACUGCAGAGACAUCAGAGACCUUCAGCAGGGUCUGAGCCUCUCUGCAGUCUGCACUCUGAGAAACUCAGACUCUUCUGUCUGGACCACCAGCAGCCAGUGUGUCUCGUCUGUCGAGACUCAAAGACACACACCAACCACAGCUUCAGACCCGUUGAUGAAGCUGCAGAGGAUCACAGAGAGGAGCUCCAGAAAGCCCUGAAGCCUUUACAAGAGAAACUGAAGCUGUUUGAACGAGUUAAAGGAGACUGUGACCAAACAACACAACACAUCAAGGUCCAGGCCCGACACACUGAGAGCCAGAUCAAGGAGCAGUUUAAGAAGCUUCACCAGUUUCUACAGGAGGAAGAGGAGGCCAGGAUCACUGCUCUGAGGGAGGAAGAGGAGCUGAAGAGUCACAUGAUGAAGGAGAAGAUGGAGGCUCUGAGCAGAGAGAUAGCAGCUCUGUCACACACAGUCAGAGCCACAGAGGACGAGCUGAGAGCUGAAGACCUCUCAUUCCUGAAGAACUACAAGGCUGCAGUGGACAGAGUCCAGCAGCGCCCCCUGCUGGAGGAUCCACAGCUGCCCUCAGGAGCUCUGAUAGACCAGGCCAAACACCUGGGCAACCUGACCUUCAACAUCUGGAACAAGAUGAAGGACCUGGUCUCCUACAGUCCUGUGGUUCUGGACCCAAACUCUGCUGGUCCAGUAUUCUACCUGUCUGAAGAUCUGACCACAGUGACACGAGGACAGAGACAGAAGCUUCCUGACAAUCCAGAGAGGUUUGACUACUAUGUCUCUGUCCUGAGCUCUGAGGGUUUUGACUCAGGGACUCACAGCUGGGACGUCCAGGUUGGAGACAGUCCAGGUUGGUUUGUAGGUGUGACUGCAGAGUCUGUUGAGAGGAAGGGAGAAAUAGAUUUAUUUGCUAAAUCAUGGAUAAUAGUGUUAUAUGAAGGUGAAUACAGAGCACAGUCUCCAUCAGAUCCCUCCACUGUUCUCUCAGUGAAGAAGCUCCAGAGGAUCAGAGUGAAUCUGGACUGGACCAGAGGAAAACUGUCGUUCUCUGAUCCUGAUACUGACACACACAUACACACCUUCACACACACUUUCACUGAGAGGAUGUUUCCAUACUUUACCACAAACAAAGAUUUUCCUCUGAAGAUAUUACCAGUGAAGAUCAGUGUCACUACACAACAAAGAUGAAGAACAUGAUGGUUUAAGAUCUUUAAUACUUUAAAAUAUCUUUG
Molecule: messenger RNA, 1822 nt
Organism: Seriola aureovittata
Lineage: Eukaryota; Metazoa; Chordata; Actinopteri; Carangiformes; Carangidae
Product: nuclear factor 7, ovary-like
Exons: 2
Coding region: 378-1778 (466 amino acids)
Molecular function (GO): protein binding; zinc ion binding
Source: RefSeq, a predicted model, not a curated record